AUGGAUCCGCCAUCCAUCGCAGUACGACUGCGCAAGCUGGAUAAUAAAUGUAAGCGUGGUUGGUGGAUGAUCUCAAACGGAAAACUAAUGGAUCAGGUUCGUUCGGCCUUUCAUGGACGUGGAAUACGUGAACGGGUACUGCAUCGUCUGCUGGUCAAGGAUAACUUUACGUUCAACGCAAGUCCACACCUUGAUCGACCGCUGACAGUGGGUGAAAUUAACAGAGCGAUGAUUGCACGGCUAAACAGACUGAUUGGACUAUUUGAGCAGAAAGUUGUUGCCGCCAAUCUCCACGAUCAAAAUUUCAAACCUGCUGCUGGUGAUGGACGCGAAGAUGAUACGGAUAGCGUUGAUAGCGAGGACACAUGGAAUAUGGACGAUGACUAUGAGCAUCAUAUGACUGAUGAGACUGAAAAUAGGCAGCUGCACCUCACUGAAUACCACGAAUUUAAAGCUCUGAAACUGCGAUUGCUGGAGGUCGAAAAAAAUAUCGAACGUCGCUAUAUGAAGCAUCCUUACUAUGCUGGUUCCACGAUCCCAGUCGAGAAAAUUUUACGAGCGCUACAGCGAAUCGACCCAAUUCGUGCGACUAUCGAAACAAAUAGCAUCAUCGAUGGUAGCGAAACUCACGUGGAAACCGAAAGCGAGAGCUCCACCAAUUCAAGCUGUCAGUAUAAAAGUGCUUCGAUUACGGUUGACGAAAGUGGUAACACAGAGAGACUGCAGCGUUGGCGUGAUUACGUUCAAAAUGCGGCUACUGGUGGGCAGAUAAUGUUUGCAUUGCAAGCACUGGAAUCGGCAGUCGCAUGGGACAAGUCAAUUAUGCGAGCGAGAUGUCAGAUAUGUCGAACGAGCGAAAACGAUCCGUAUCUUUUGAUCUGUGACGGAUGUGAUUUGGCUUAUCAUACGUACUGCUUCCGUGUAAGUAUGAAAAAUUAUUUCAGGGAUAAUGAUUGA
Molecule: messenger RNA, 957 nt
Organism: Gongylonema pulchrum
Lineage: Eukaryota; Metazoa; Nematoda; Chromadorea; Rhabditida; Gongylonematidae
Source: the annotation of a GenBank genome assembly